UCUGUCUGAUCCAAAAGAUAGAGAGAGAUAUUUGGAUUGAUUAUAUAGUGCUUAGAAAAGAGAAGAGAAGAUGGUGGGGGCGACAGCAGGAGCGGAGAGGGUGGAGGAGAUGGUGAUUGUGGGGGGAGGUAUUGCAGGAAUUGCGACGGCUUUGGCGUUAAAGCGAGUCGGAAAGGGUUGUCUUAUUCUCGAGCGGUGGCACGAACUGCGAGAAAGCGGUGCUGCGGUUGGCAUCCAGCCUAACGCUUGGCGUGCUCUUAACGCGCUGGGCAUCGCCAACAAGCUCAUUCCCAAUUACGGCAUUUUGCAGGGUGGGAAUGUGAGAAAUCUCGAGACUGGAACUGUACAAAGGGUGGUUUUCGCAGGGUCAUCGGACAGGGAGGGGUAUGAAGCAAGAGUAGUUCACAGGAAAGCAUUGUUGGAGGCAUUAGCCGAGGAAAUUCCUCCGGAAUCCAUUCGUUUUUGUUCUAAACUAGCUUCAAUCAGGACUGAAGUUGGCCCAGAUUCUUCAAAUAUCACUGUUCUGCAACUAGAAGACGGAGACAUUAUAAAGGCAAAGGCGGUAAUAGGUUGCGACGGCUUGCACUCGGUGGUGGCGCAGUGGCUGGGCCUAGCUCCUCCACGGCAUUCCGGCCGGUCGGCAGUCCGCGGCCUCGCUGUGUUUCCUGAAGGCCAUGGCUUAAAUCACGAGGUUCAGACAUUUUUAACCGCGGACAAAAGAGGCGGCUUCACUCCCCUUAACGACCACGAUGUCUACUGGUUCAUAGUCCACCUUACCACGCCCAAAGUAAAAGAGAUGGGGAGACAUCCGGAGCUCAUACAGCGCGAAGUCCUACUCAACUUAGCCGUUGAUUUGCCUCCCAAGCUCACAGAAAUGGUUAAUCACACUGUUCCCUCAAGCCUGACGUGGGACCCACUUAUGUUCCGUGCGCCAUGGCAAGUCCUCUUCGGCCGGGCCCACCGCGGCUGCGUGACGGUCGCCGGCGAUGCCUUUCACCCGACGACGCCGGACCUGGGCCAGGGAGCCUGUGUGGCGCUCGAGGACGCCGUGGUGCUUGCACGAUGCCUCGCACGCGCGGAGUCUCCCAAGGAGGUGGAGGAGAGCAUGGAGCGUUAUGUGGCGGAGAGGCGGUGGCGCGUGGCCGGAAUAAUAACCGCUUCUUAUUUUUCCGGUUCGGUUCAACAGGCUUCGGCCGGGGUCUGGACUCGGGUGGUUAGGUUGGUUCGGGAUUUUCUUUUUUAUAGGUUUAUUUUCACGUGGAUCUCGGGGCUUGCACGAUUUGACUGUGGGAGCUUACCUAGGGUUGAGGAGAAGUGAUUGAAAAAUAAAUGUAU
This is a messenger RNA of Phalaenopsis equestris, 1335 nucleotides long. Its product is annotated as FAD-dependent urate hydroxylase-like. The record is from RefSeq and is a predicted model, not a curated record. Lineage: Eukaryota; Viridiplantae; Streptophyta; Magnoliopsida; Asparagales; Orchidaceae. The coding region runs from base 71 to 1318 and encodes 415 amino acids. Gene Ontology annotation, molecular function: FAD binding. The transcript is spliced from 5 exons.